Tripterygium wilfordii is the source of this 1477-nucleotide messenger RNA. Its product is annotated as loganic acid O-methyltransferase-like. Gene Ontology annotation, biological process: methylation. Bases 205 to 1302 code for a protein of 365 amino acids. The record is from RefSeq and is a predicted model, not a curated record. Gene Ontology annotation, molecular function: S-adenosylmethionine-dependent methyltransferase activity. Lineage: Eukaryota; Viridiplantae; Streptophyta; Magnoliopsida; Celastrales; Celastraceae. The transcript is spliced from 4 exons.
UCUGGACCUCACCAAAUGACAACGGUCAAACAAUGCAACUUAUUAUGAAUUGAUUGAGUGAGAUUCAUAUGGGAGGAUUCCUAAUUUUCACAAUUCGGACGAUUGGGAUCAGUUUAGUAGAACAAAGAGGUUAACAGGGGGCUCUCCUAUUUGCAGCUUCAGCCUUGAUUCUUUUGCAUCAAAUUGGUGUCAUAAGAAAGUGAGAUGGAGAUGGAAACUACUGUGCGAGCUUCUAUGAACGGAGGAGAUGGACAGUACAGCUACUUCCGCAACUCGUCAGGGCAGAGAAGAGGACUGGAGCUGGUGAAGGACUUGAUAAAUCAGGGGAUUGCUGAAAAGCUUGAUGUGAUUCAACUGCUUUCAUCUUGUUCUCCAAAAAGAUUCGUACUUGCGGAUUUGGGAUCUUCUGUUGGUCCCAACACUUUCUUUGCAGUGCAAAACAUCUUGGAUUCUGUACAAUUGAAGUACCAAUCUUACGGCCCCUCUCAAAAAGUAGUUGAGUUUCAAGUGUUUUUCAAUGACCAAAUCUCUAAUGAUUUCAAUACUCUCUUCAAGAAUCUUCCUUUGGAUAGGCAAUAUUUUGUUGCUGCCGUGCCUGGUGCUUUUCAAGGUCGACUGUUCCCCAAAAGUUCUCUCCAUUUCGUCCACUCUUCAUAUGCAAUUCAUUGGCUUUCAAAAGUUCCGAAAGAUUUGCUAGACAAGGAUUCGCCGGCAUACAACAAGGGGAAGGUUUAUUACACAAAUGCCCCAAAAGAAGUUUUUGAGGCCUACUCAACUCAAUUUGCUAAGGACGUCACAUCUUUUCUGAAUGCCAGAGCGCAAGAGGUUGUCCAUGGAGGGCUCAUGGCCCUUCUGUUUAUGAGCCUUCAGGAUGGGGUUCCUUGUUCGCCAUGCAAUUUGGAAGCAGCUUUUGAUUUGCUUGGAGCCACCCUCAUGGACAUGGUCAAAGAGGGAUUAGUUACUGAAGCAAAGGUGGACACCUUCAACUUUCCCUUCUACACUGCAAGUCCACAAGAACUGAAGGUGUUGAUAGACAAAAAUGCUUGUUUUAGCAUAGAGAGAAUGGAAACCAUAGUCCGUGAUCAAAGACUUUCAGAUGCAGCUGCCAUAAAAUCCAUGAUUUUGCUGCAGUACAGAUCUACUUGUGAAGGUGUGAUUAGUGAGCACUUCGGAAAUGAUAUCAUUAAUGACCUGUUUGAUCGGUACGCCGAGAAAGUCCUAGACUCGGGCAUAUUUUCAGAGUCAACAAGCUACAAGGGAGCGGCUAAGUUGUUUCUCCUUCUCAAGCGAAAUGAUGCUUGACCAUUGAACAAUGUCUCUUUUUAGAGUCAUGCUUUUGAAUCAAGGUCCUGCAGCGCCAUAUAGACUCCUGCAUACUCUCGGGGAGAUGGGGACGACGAAAUCCAAGAUUGUUUGUCCUUUAACAUAUAUUAUUGACAGUCUUCUUCUCACAUUUUGUGCUAUAUAUAAUACUUUU